AUGCCGCCGAAGCAAAAAGCGGCUGCUAAAGCUUGCAAACCCGCAACCCAAGCAGCUGCCGAACCAGUACCCGAGACGGUCGAGGAACGAUCCCGUCUGCGAUUCUACCAAACCAACCCCGUCGAACAAAGGUUCCAAGACGUUGGCCUGCCGGGCCUCACGCCGACGGAGAAGAAAACUUAUGCCCAUUCGCGCCUCAUCAUACCCGUCACCGAGCAUCAGAUACCGCUGUCGAGCAAAGCGGAGCGCGAGUUCUGGAAGCAAGUCACCAAGGAAGCAUUCCCUACCCGGCGCCUUCGCAAAGACUACAGCUGGGGCAAGGACAGGAACGGCCGCGACUUUGGAACGUACAAACCGGAAGACUUUCAGCAGCACACUCUCAAGCAGGCUAGCUUGACUGCCUUGGAUAUUCACCAUCGCAGCUUCCUCGCCAGGAGGGACAUUGCACGACGAAACGGUACCGAGAUCGCCGAGGAAGAGCUCGAGGCCGAGAAAAAGCGGAGAAAAGAGAUGGCAGCUUUGAAGAGGGAGCUCUACGGCGAUAUUGUUGGGCCGCUCACUAGCGAUCCAGAGUGGGAUGAUGUGAUCCCGAUUCCUUCCAAUGAGGCGGAGGAUGCCUUGGCCAGGAUCGCCUAUCCCGAUGACUACGCCGAAGCCGUGUCCUACCUCCGAGCCGUCAUGGCCGCCGAAGAAUGUUCCCCUCGCUGUCUGCGGCUGACCGAGCUUGUCAUCGCCAUGAACCCGGCCCACUACACCGUCUGGCUGUACCGAUUCCAAAUCGUCAAGACUCUUCAGCUGCCGGUUGUUGACGAGAUCCAGUGGCUCAACGAGGUCGCUCUAGAAAAUCUGAAAAACUAUCAAAUCUGGCACCAUCGCCAACUGCUGAUGGACUACCACUACCCACGCAUCGCGUCCGACGCAGAGGUCGUCAAGAAGCUGGGCAAGUCGGAGGGCGAUUUCAUCUCAACGAUGCUCGUCGAGGAUACCAAAAACUAUCACGUGUGGUCCUAUCGCCAGUACUUGGUGGAGAAGCUUGGGCUCUGGACCCCGAAUGAGCUCGGAUGCACACAAAACAUGAUCGAGGACGACGUUCGCAACAACUCUGCGUGGGCACAUCGCUUCUUCGUCGUCUUCUCCGACCCAAAGGUAUCGACCAAGGGCUUGCCUUCGACCGCUCACGACCCCAAGGUGCCCGACUCCAUCAUCGACCGCGAGGUAUCCUACGCCAAGGAGAAGAUCACGAGCGCACCGCAGAACCAGUCUGGCUGGAACUAUCUCCGCGGCGUGCUAGCCAAGGGGGGUCGCAGUGCGACGACUGUGAGCGAUUUUGCAGACCAGUUUGUCUCUGGCCUUGGCGAGGAGGACGAAAAGGUCCAGAGUUCGCACGCACUGGACUUGCUUUCGGAAGUCUACAGCGAAAAGAAAGAGACGACAAAAGCGAAGCUAUGUCUCCAAAGACUAUGGGAGAAGUGGGAUCCUGUGCGCGAGGGGUACUGGAAGCACAGAGCGUCAGAACUUGAACGGGCGACGUGA
Molecule: messenger RNA, 1533 nt
Organism: Drechmeria coniospora
Lineage: Eukaryota; Fungi; Ascomycota; Sordariomycetes; Hypocreales; Ophiocordycipitaceae
Exons: 3
Coding region: 1-1533 (510 amino acids)
Biological process (GO): protein farnesylation; protein geranylgeranylation
Cellular component (GO): CAAX-protein geranylgeranyltransferase complex; cytoplasm; protein farnesyltransferase complex
Molecular function (GO): protein farnesyltransferase activity; CAAX-protein geranylgeranyltransferase activity
Source: RefSeq, a predicted model, not a curated record